CGCGCUGCCGCGCUCCCCCGCCGUCCACGCGCGAUGGCGUCACCCAUCGCCGCCGCCGCGGCAACCGCCGCGGUCACGGGCCUCGUCCGCCGCAUGCGCCGACGGGACGCGCUGAGCGACGACGACGAGAACGGCGCGACGACGAGCUCGGACGAGGGCGUCGGCUCCCCGCGCGGACACGUCGUCGCCCACCACGCCCGCGGCGUCGGCCAAUUUUUCAAACGCCCGGUCGAAAACGUCGGCCGCGCCGCCAAGCGCCGACUCCGCGCGCGCGUGACCGGCGACCCGACCGGCGAGACGCGCGUCCGCGAGUACGUCAAGCUCCCGCGAACGAUCCAGCUCAUCGACAAGCUAUCCUUCACCGGCGGCGUCCUCGGUCUGAUGCUCACGCAGCACGUCGCGACGACGCGACCGGGGCUCUUUUGGCUCUACUACCUCGUCGUCGCGCCAUUCGUCUUCGCGAACAGGGUGGCGACGUAUACCGCGAUGAAGUACCACUACUUCCUCAUCGAUUUCUGUUACUACGCGAACGCGGUGUGCUUCGCGCAGAUCUUGGUGAACCCCGGGAGCGCGCGGCUGUUUCGAACGACGUUCGCGUACGCCACCGGACCCAUCCUGUGGGCCAUCCCGCUGUGGCGAAACUCGCUCGUGUUUCACUCGCACGAUAAAGUGCAGAGCGUGUUCAUACACACCGCGCCCGCGAUACUGACGUACUGCGCGCGAUGGUACGGCCAAGACGCGUCCCCGCUGGUCGCGAUCGGGGCGUGGAGCGAGAGGGUCUUGGGGACGCGGUUGCCGGGACUGCUCGGCGGGAACGCCAAUCGGCUCGGCGUCGCCGAGUUGUCGACGCCGAUGACGUCGACGCGAGAGAUGUUAACCGAGUUUUACCUCUGGCCGACGCUCGGGUACAUCGCGUGGCAGGUGGCGUACCUGCUCAAGACGGAAGUGCACGACGUGAAGCGGCUGGACGAGGACCCCGAGCUCGUGACGUCGCUCAGGUGGCUCGCCGGGGAUUAUAAGCUGGCGGUGACGAGGAGCACGCUGCGGACGUGUCGCCGGUUGGGGUUCUUCAAGGUGGACGAGCUCUUCGACGCGAGCAGCAUCAAGACCAAGAUGGUAUUCGUGACGCUUCAGCUCGCGUACACCGUCGCGACGUUCCUGCCGAUACCGCUGUGCUACCGAUAUAAGACGUUUCACACCGCGUUGGUGGGCCUCACGUUUCUCUCGUGCAUCUGGAACGGGGCGUGUUAUUACAUCGACAUCUUCAGCCGGAGGUACAUCAAGCGGUUCGAGGACGGGAGCAACGGGGCGAACUUGCGGCACGAGGAUCAGCAGGACGGGAUCAUCGUCACGGAGGUGACGGGGAGGAAGAACACGCCGCCGGAGGGCGACGGGCGGAGGGAGACGUGAUCGAUCGUCGGAGGGACGGGGCGGCGGGGAGAAGAAGACGAAUGAGAGACGAGACGAAGCGAGGAAGGGAGGGGUCGGGGUCGUUUUGAAUAGAGCGGGCGAUUGAGGUGCGGUAGGGAUGUGUACGUGUUGGACGGGACGGGACGAGAUUGUAAUGGGGAUCUUUGACUUGACGCGCGUUGCAUGUUGUAAAGAAAGGUUAGAAUGACGUAU
Micromonas pusilla CCMP1545 is the source of this 1623-nucleotide messenger RNA. RefSeq lists its product as uncharacterized. The transcript has 2 exons. Lineage: Eukaryota; Viridiplantae; Chlorophyta; Mamiellophyceae; Mamiellales; Mamiellaceae. The record is from RefSeq and is a predicted model, not a curated record. The coding region runs from base 34 to 1410 and encodes 458 amino acids. Gene Ontology annotation, biological process: phosphatidylcholine biosynthetic process.